Achroia grisella is the source of this 1534-nucleotide messenger RNA. Its product is annotated as meteorin-like protein. NCBI's taxonomy places the organism in Eukaryota, Metazoa, Arthropoda, Insecta, Lepidoptera, Pyralidae. Gene Ontology annotation, molecular function: hormone activity. The transcript has 5 exons. The record is from RefSeq and is a predicted model, not a curated record. The coding region runs from base 165 to 1184 and encodes 339 amino acids.
UCUGUUUAUUGUGGUCGUUUGCAUUCGUAAGCGUCAUUACGAGAUUUGUUCAAUAAUGUAACAACUUGUUUACUUCAAAAUAAUGUAGUUGGUAUAAGGAUUCUUUGUAGUGAUGUGAUAUUUGGAGCUGAUUAUUGAGACUAAAAUAUUUACUUGUGUUCAAGAUGUAUACGCAGGCUAUUUUUUGGACUGUUUUGGUUUUAAUAUGCGUUGCGGAGGCGGGGAUGAUGGGUGACCAGUGCGACUGGACUGGCAGUGGCUUAACAUCGAGUGCGGAGAGAAGUGUGACACCGGUGUAUCUUCGAUGUCGCGAGGGUACCGUGUCGUGGAUGUACCCUCGUGGAGCCUUACGCAUAAUAUUCCGUCCAUCCCUGCCGGGUUAUGAGCGUGAAUUUAAGGUCUGCGUGCGGGUGAUAAGAAGGCCUGAUCCACCCGAUCUCUUCCAUACGUUGCGAUUGAAUGAAACAGAUUCCGUCGAGCGCUUUCCAGCGCGUCUGUUCAUAGAGCGCACUAGGAAGCUGGUACCCUUGUAUGCGCCGGACGACGGUGACCGCCGCGAACUUCGCUGUUUUCGAAGCAAACGAAUUGAGGCUGUCCUUUACGUGGAGGCCGAGCCAGAGGAUGGACUAAAAAAACGAGUAGCCACCUUCAGAUAUGAGGCCCAGCCUAUAGUACACCGGCAUUACGACCCCGCCACCGCUGACUGUCGACCCUGCUCCGAGUCUGAGAUGGAACUCGCUUUUUGCACUAGCGAUUUAGUGUCUCGAGGUGUGAUUAUAAGCAGCGAGCCGCGUGAAGAUUUGGACACCACACAACUGACAGUCAGGUUGACUAAACUUAUACGUGCCACGGGUCGCAAUGAUGAGCAUAAGGAUGAUUCAGAAGGUGUCGGUGAUGAUGAUUACUAUAGGUAUGAUGUAGACAACGUGCUAGAACGCAGCACGCAUCGCAAGAGCGCUCGACGACGUUCGCGCAAACCGCGUAAUCACGAGCACGGGCUGCACGCGCACGUGCACGUGGCAGCGGCGUGCGGCGCGGCUGCGGGCGCUGGUGAGUUCCUCGUCAUGGCACGUCGCCGCCUCGGACGGUACUCGCUCGUGUGCGCACCGCGCCUGCACCACUGGGAACAGCUCGUAAGCAGUAGGAACGCAGACGGAACGGCGCACUGCUUACUGCAACAUUGAAGAGCAAACGGCACUAGCGUAUGUUCGUAUACCUUCAUAAAACAAAUCAAAAGUCAGUAGUUAACACUACAUAGAAGGAUGUUAAAAAAAUGUAUAGACAAGCUCAUUUUGACAAGCAACAUGUGAACAUGUGUUCCUUAUAUUAAUAUAGGGAUCGCAACACCAAGUUAGUGUGUCGUCUACAUACGCAAUUAUUUUAAUACUAGUUUUGAAAUUAAGCUUCAGAUCUCUUUUUUAUACGAAAAAAGGUACAAAUACUUGCCACAAUUUCCUAUGCGUGUUGUAUUUUAGUGAAUAAAAAGUACCCAGACCGUAUACCUUAUUAACAUCAUAUCCACCAGAUCCACACA